CCUUAAAGAAUGAGUCAAUCGCAGCUAUUUUCCACCCAAUCUCUCGUUGUGAGAGUGCUCGCGCUCCUCUUCCCCUCUUUCUUCCCUCGCUUUGCAGUAGUUGGUGGCCAUCACGUUCUCCCCCACGUCUGCUUCAAUAAAGCCAUCACCUUCCUCUCGUUCUUUCUUCUUUUCCACAAACGCUACGAAGCAAAUAGUCUUCUUCCCUCUUCCCCACUCCGGUUCCCUUCACUAUCCUCUUGUUUUUUUUUUUUUUGCCUCUUCUUUUGAUAAGGGUCUCUAUCCUCUGUUUGUUCGUAAAGUUUCCAUCUUGGAGAGUUUUCCCUGCUUGAUUUCCUCUCUCAAGUCAAUUCCCAUCUCUGGGCUCCGUUAUUCUGCGGUCUCUCUUGUGGGGGAUCUUUCAAAUUGCGCCUUUUUCGAGCCAUUCUCUUAUCCUCUCUUUCUGGAUUCUCUCUUUGUCUCCCUUUUCCUGUGUUUUAAAUUUGUGACGUUCGGGGUUUCUCGCUUUUGAGCUCCUUUGUGUUUUCGACCGUUAGUGAGUGUUUGGGGGGGUGGUUGCCUUUUUUUGUUGCUCUGUUUUGGUUCUUGGACUCUGCUGUUGAUGCGUUGGGAGUGCAAUGUCUUUGGCCGUUGGAGCUCGUUCCAGUUCUAAGACCAUGGGAUUCCAGGAGAACAAAGAAAUUGCCGGGAAAAAUGGGACUUUGAUGGAAAACGAAGGAAAAAAAGUGGAGAAGAGAGAGGAUGGGGACGAUGUAGAGGAGGGUGAGGGAGAGGAGGUCCUAAACAGGCAGAUGAGUGAGGCCUCUCUUUAUGCCACUGAGGAUGAUGAUGGGGAGGAUGGAAAAGAGGCCAAGGGAAUCGAUUUGGGGCCGAAGGUCAGUCUCAAGGAUCAGCUGGAGAAAGAUAAGGAUGAUGAGAGCCUGAGGAGGUGGAAGGAGCAGCUUUUGGGGAGUGUGGAUUUGAGCUCUGUAGGAGAAAAUUUGGAGCCAGAGGUUAAGGUCCUAAGUCUUUCAAUCCAAUCUCCUGGUAGACCUGACAUAGUCCUUCCACUUCCUAUGGUCACGAAUUCCAAGGGUGUAUGGUUUACCUUGAAAGAAGGUAGCCCCUACAAGCUCAAGUUCUCCUUCUCUGUGAGCAACAACAUUGUCUCUGGCCUGAGAUACACCAACAGAGUCUGGAAAACUGGUGUUAAGGUGGACAGCACAAAGGAAAUGUUAGGUACCUUCAGCCCUCAAUUUGAGCCUUACACAUAUGAGGUACCAGAAGAAACCACUCCCUCAGGUAUUUUUGCGAGAGGAUCGUAUUCUGCAAGAACAAGGUUUCUUGAUGAUGAUGGUAAGUGCUACUUAGAGAUCAAUUACACAUUCGACAUCCGCAAAGAAUGGCCAUCGACAACCAGCUGAAAGCAGUGUCUCGAUCUGGAGAAUUCGCAUGCCUUCAGAGGCUUUGAAUUAUCUCAGCAAUUUCAGCAAAAUCCAGUUACUGAUAGGAAGAAAAAGGCUAAAUAUCUAUAAGGGCAGGGCAUCAAUUGUGAGGAAGCUUGGUACCAUGAGAUCUAUCCUUUUCUUUGACUUGUUAGUCUGCAAUACCGUUGUGGGUGAAAAAAUUUAUUUGUUUGAUUGUUUUGACUUGUUUCUUGUUGCAAGGUUAACCAUCUGUAUAUGGAUUGUUAAGGAAUAGCAUUGACACUGUCACAAGAAUUAGUACUAUUUGUCUACUUGUCAGCACAUAAACACCAGCUUGUCCUUGCACUUAUGU
Molecule: messenger RNA, 1758 nt
Organism: Elaeis guineensis (African oil palm)
Lineage: Eukaryota; Viridiplantae; Streptophyta; Magnoliopsida; Arecales; Arecaceae
Product: rho GDP-dissociation inhibitor 1
Biological process (GO): Rho protein signal transduction
Cellular component (GO): cytoplasm; cytosol; membrane
Molecular function (GO): Rho GDP-dissociation inhibitor activity; protein binding
Source: RefSeq, a predicted model, not a curated record